AUGGCUGGCCUUAAGAUUGUUUCCCUGUUCGCUUUCUUGUCUGCGGUAUCUGCUGGUCAUUUGGGCCACUUCCAGCCCUCUUCUGGCUACAAUGCUUUUGGAUCAAACUCUUAUCAUCAUUCAUCGGCUGCGACAGCUGCAUCAGCUUCGGCUUUCACCAGCAGCUACGGAGCACAUAUACCAAUACUGAAAUUCGAAAACGUGAAUAAUGGUGACGGAAAUUAUAGAUACAGCUACGAGACUGGAAAUGGGAUAUCGGCGCAUGAAAGUGGAGCACCACGUGCAGCUGGUCCCGAGGGUCCUGCAGUAACAGCUGAGGGUGGUUUCUCGUACCGCGCUCCUGAUGGCCAGCAGGUGUCCCUCACUUACACCGCGGACGAGAACGGCUUCCACCCCGUCGGCUCCCACAUCCCUACACCACCUCCGAUCCCAGAAGCCAUCCUCCGCUCCAUCCAAUUGAACAGGCAAAACCCUACAUCCAACAGCGGUGCGUACAACGGUCACUUCCACGGAUAUAAAUAUUGAAAAGCAAUGGCAUGAUUACAACAGAAGGACUUAAAAACUGAUACCUACAAUGUUAUACGUCAUUAUCUAGAGCAUC
Messenger RNA from Spodoptera exigua (beet armyworm), 601 nucleotides. Lineage: Eukaryota; Metazoa; Arthropoda; Insecta; Lepidoptera; Noctuidae. The record is from the annotation of a GenBank genome assembly.